This is a messenger RNA of Cavia porcellus (domestic guinea pig), 1552 nucleotides long. RefSeq names its product glutamate rich 2 (gene Erich2). NCBI's taxonomy places the organism in Eukaryota, Metazoa, Chordata, Mammalia, Rodentia, Caviidae. The coding region runs from base 810 to 1475 and encodes 221 amino acids. The record is from RefSeq and is a predicted model, not a curated record. The transcript is spliced from 10 exons.
CCUCCUGUCUGUCGGAGGCUGUGAGCUCCUGUUUGCAGCCGGAAGGAGGGAUCUCGGUCCCCACCGCCGCUCGCCCAGACCUCUCGUUGGCUCACAGGGUUUAGUCGGCCCCGCCCAACCCUGGCCACGCCCACCUCUCUUGCCCUGCCCCGUCGUGUCUUCAAUGGCCCAACAGCGCACGGCCUGUCUCCAUGACGACGUGGCGUCCCUAGAUCCCAGCUGCAGACCCCGCAAUCGCCCAGCCCUGCUGGGCUUCUGUGUCCGCCCUUCGCGUGACUGGCUUGACCUGGUCACAGCCCCUAAGCAGCGCUGCGGGGUCCGCGGGUCUCCCCUCUCCGUCCUCGCGUGCGUGAUCUUUGACGCCCUCGGGCCCAGCUCCUCAACCUUGCCCUCCUGCAGAUACAGGCUCGGAGUCCCGAGGCUGCCUAGACGCCGCGCGAGAAGAGCAAACGACAGACCACUGCUUUUAAUUGUUAAAGAGUCUACCAGACCAGAAUUUCAACUCCUUUGUUGGGGAUUCCACCACACUGGCUCCAGAAUUCCAGACCUUUCUAUCCAGGCCACCAAUUAAGCUACAACCUCAGUGCUUUCUUCAGUUUCUUUGCCCUGUGCAGUCUCCUGUGUGCACUAGGAACUGACUUCAUCGACCAUUCAUUCUGGGUGCCAUGACUUCAAUUUGAAGAGGUACCAAAAAGAGGAGAAGUAAGGUAGCCGAAGUUCAACAUGCUGUUUACAUGAAAACAUGAUUCAACCAAAGGAAGCAAAGUCACAGUAAGAAGAUGUCUUUGGAUGUUUAGCCAGUGUAUCACAUGCCUUUUAAUAAAUGCCUCUUUGGACAGAGACCAAGAUUGGCAAGCAAACUUUAUUCUUCACCAACACGAGUCUCUCUAAGUGUAGCUAAGCCGCUCUCAGAAAAGAAGGAUGUCUCUUCAAAGAAGACUGAAAAGAAAGUCUCUAAAAACAAUACUGAAAAGAGAAUAACUUCAAGGAGUACUGAAAAGAAAGAUAUCUUAAAUUUACAGUCUAAUCUAUGGUCAUCUUAUUUGAAAGAAAGUACAGGUGAAGAGGGCAAAGAUGCAGUCAUUGCAAAGCAGGAGAAAGUUGAUGACUAUUGCCUUCAAGAUACUGAUAAGUUGUCAGAGUCAACGAAUGAUGAUAAAAGUUAUAUCAUUGAUGAAGACAGUAAAAAUGGUACCCGAGCCCCAUUAGAGUUGAUGGCAGAAUUCCUGAGAGCUGAAAUGGGCCGAGACUACCACCUGGCAAAAAAAUUAUGUCAGAUGAUCCUCAUCUAUGAACCAGAAAAUCCUGAGGCCAAGGAGUUUUCCUCACUUAUUGAAGAAUUGCUGCUGAAGGAGGAAGCUCAGAACCUGGAGGAAAACGAAGAGGAUAGUGAAGAAGACAGCAGCACCGAGAGCGAGGACAGCAGUGAGGACCCGAGCGGGGAGAGCUCUGACGAGCGCAAGGACGGGCCGUGACCGUCGCUGCUGCGGUUUAAGCGUCGUGCAUUUUCAUUAUUGUAUACCAUACAAAUAUAAAGAAGACUCUUGCUCUA